Hippocampus comes (tiger tail seahorse) is the source of this 2069-nucleotide messenger RNA. RefSeq names its product bromodomain containing 7 (gene brd7). Gene Ontology annotation, biological process: regulation of transcription by RNA polymerase II. The coding region runs from base 69 to 1898 and encodes 609 amino acids. The record is from RefSeq and is a predicted model, not a curated record. The transcript has 18 exons. Gene Ontology annotation, cellular component: nucleus. NCBI's taxonomy places the organism in Eukaryota, Metazoa, Chordata, Actinopteri, Syngnathiformes, Syngnathidae.
UUCCUGUCUGCUAUGAGACAGCCCAAAGUCGCCCCUAGUGACGGUACUGCCUGAACAAAAUACAAACAAUGGGAAAGAAACACAAGAAACACAAGUCGGACAAACACGCAUAUGAAGAAUAUGCAGAGAGACCGCUCAAGCUGGUCUUAAAAGUGUCUGGCAAUGAGGUGACCACGGGGAGCUCCAGCCGGGACACUUUUUACGAUGACCAGUCGCCGGACUGUGAUAAGGCCAAAGACAAGAAGAAGAAGAAAAAGAAGGACAAAGAGAGGAACUGUGGCACACCUGAAAGCGACAAAGGGAAGAAGAAGGUGAUCAAAAAGAAGAAGGGCCACGAUGGGGAUGGAGAAGACGAACGGGAAAACUGCAGGACUCCCAUCCGAUCAGAGCUGGAUAAACUGGAAGCAGAGAAAGAACAAACACCCCUACAGGAAGCGGCGAACCAGCUCAUCAGACAACUUCAAAGGAAAGACCCGAGUGCGUUUUUCACCUUCCCCGUUACAGACCUGAUCGCUCCGGGCUACUCAGCCGUCAUCAAGCAGCCCAUGGACUUCAGCACUAUGAAAGACAAAGUCAAGAAACAAGACUACACUUCCUUGGACGAGCUCAAGAUUGACUUCAGGACAAUGUGCGAAAACGCCAUGGCGUACAACAAGCCCGAAACCAUCUACCACAAAGCCGCUCGGAAGCUGCUGCACUCAGGCAUGAAAAUCCUCAGCAAGGAGCGUCUGGAGAGCCUGAAGCAGAGCAUUGAGUUCAUGUCCGGUCUGGAGCCAUCUGACAAGGCCACCCGGAAGUGCCAGGCUCAAGGACUGACCUGCCUGGUGACCAAAAGAGAAGCCAGCACCGAGGGCAGUGAGCGCUCGCAGACCCCCGGCACGCCCAGACCAGACAAGGACGCCAAGGAAGAAGAGGCUGAGAAAGAGCUUGAGGAAAUCCGCAAGGUCAUCGAGGAGUCUGGGGGGAAACUGUCCAACCGAGUGCUGCAGUGCGACUUGGAGUUUAGCAGGCAGAGGCAGUCAGAUGGCUCCACAACUCUGGCUUUUGUCAACCCAGCCGAUCCGUCAGCAGGAGAGGCGGGAUACUGCAGCGUCAAGCUCGGCAUGAUGUCCACCCGCUUGCAAAGCGGCGUCAACUGCCUCCAGGGCUUCCGGGAGGACAAGAGGAACCGCAUCACCCCAGUAUCCUACAUGAGCUAUGGGCCGUUCACAUCAUACGCGCCCACCUACGACUCCAGCUUUUCCAAUGUAAGUAAGGAUGACUCGGACCUCAUCUUCAGCCUCUACGGGGACGAGUCUAGCCUGCAGGGCUCAGACAGCAGCUUGUCGGAGUUCCUGUCCAAGUCAGAUGAGUAUGUGUACAAAAUGGCCGACAACCUUCUGGACGCCAUGACUAAUGGCGAGCAUUCGAAAAAGCUGAAGGAGACCGAACCACAGGUGGAGGAGUCUUCCCAAGAGGAAAAAGCUGACGCAGAGCCACUCCGAUCUGACGCUUCGGGCUGCAAUAAAACGGAGCCUCUUGCUGCUGAGGAGCUCUCUGGAGCAGACGUGCAGCCGAAACUGGACGAGACCACGCGGCUCCUGCGGGAACUGCACGAGGCGCAGAGGGAACGUCUGAGUGCCAGACAGCCGCCCAACAUGAUUUGUCUGCAUGCGCCCAACGCUAAGGAGCUGGAGCUGGCCGAGAAGGUGAUGGGCAACCUGGCCGAGUUGACGGGCCGAGUGGCCCCGCGUGAAAUCAGCAGCAUUUGGGCCAUCAGGAAGGCCAUGGGCAUCGUGCUCCCUCCCGAGCACCUCAUCGACCUCACCACGGUGCACGAGAUGGCUGAACCCAUGGACACCACUCCAAGCAGUCAGGACGCACUGCCCAUCACAGCCACACGAUGGUUGGUGGAAUAAGGCCACGAGAUGAAUGCUCCAGAAUCGCUCCUUCUUGAGAGGAGAAAUGCCUCACACGUAAGCAAGAAGCAGGCAUGACGACAACACACCGGACAUGACAUCAUGCUUGUCGACGACACAGCUAUACAGAUUGUCCCAUUAAAAAUACACAAAACAUGACCUGCCGAACCA